Molecule: messenger RNA, 495 nt
Organism: Cherax quadricarinatus
Lineage: Eukaryota; Metazoa; Arthropoda; Malacostraca; Decapoda; Parastacidae
Source: RefSeq, a predicted model, not a curated record
UGAGUGAGGUUGUGUGUGGAACUCAGAGUCAAUCUCAACCACCACCAUGAUGAAGGCUGUGUUUGCUGUGUUGUCCAUCGUCGUCCUUGUGGCCUCUGCCUUGGCCAGUCCCAUGCCUGAACCUGGCUAUCGUCGCUAUGGUGGCUACGGUGGUGGCUAUGGUGGCUACGGUGGCUAUGGCGGCGGAUACGGCGGAUACGGCGGUGGAUACGGCGGCUAUGGUGGUGGAUACGGCGGCUAUGGUGGUGGAUACGGCGGCUAUGGAGGCGGAUACGGAGGCUAUGGCGGUGGCUAUGGAUAUGGCCGAUAAGUGAACAUAGACGAACAUGGGGAAUUUACUGCAAGGUGAUUAGCAGACGUGACCACUUUAUGUUCAGUGGUCCUCCCUCCAUAUACCAAUCACCUAUUACACCCCUACGUAAUUACCCCAUUUAUCACCCUAAUUACUCCCUUUAUCACUCUAAUUACCACAUUAUCCUUUGUAAUAAAUCACAU